Exophiala xenobiotica is the source of this 3228-nucleotide messenger RNA. RefSeq lists its product as uncharacterized. The record is from RefSeq and is a predicted model, not a curated record. The transcript has a single exon. NCBI's taxonomy places the organism in Eukaryota, Fungi, Ascomycota, Eurotiomycetes, Chaetothyriales, Herpotrichiellaceae. Gene Ontology annotation, molecular function: ATP binding; ATP-dependent chromatin remodeler activity. The coding region runs from base 1 to 3228 and encodes 1075 amino acids.
AUGGUGUUCACCGACAGCGAAGAUGAUGAUCUGGAUGGGCCGCGGAUCAAGCGGGAAGCUGCCACUCCACCAAAGACUCUUACGAAGAAAGUAGAGAGACAAGCCCCGGAAGUCCGCCAGGUCAAUUCAGCCACCGAAGCGGAGUCCUCGGAUGCGGUCAGCAUUAAGAAGGAACCAGACACGAAGAAGCGACGCGGUCCUGCUACAAGCAACUUCGAAAGAGUGCAACUAGACUCCGAUGACGAGCUGAAUUACAUGCAAUCAGAAGAUGAAAGAUUCAACAACAGAGAGAAAGAUGCGAAGAAGAGAUCGCUGAAGUCUGCGCGCAAGGCAAGAGCUAUCGAGAAAGAAAACAAUCCUCCUGCGCGGUCAAGAAAAGGUGGCGCUACCACAGGGGUGGGCUUACAAGGUCCAAGAAAGAAGCGUAGGAAGGUUCAAAAUUAUGGCGACUCGGACCCUGAUGAAGAUCUCAUGGAAUGGACUAUGCCAGAAUAUGUUCGAAGUCGACGAACAAAGUUUGAUAAACGCACCGAAGAGUUGAAACAAGGCGGUUUGUGGCUACCGCCCACCUACGACGAAAUCUACUUCUCAGAUGAUGAGAGGAUCCAGCAAUUGAGAGAACGACCUGAGUUUCCCCAAACUACAGCCACGAGGGAGUACAAGGACAUUCAAUUACCUUAUUCUCUUGGUCUGAUUCCUGCUCCGAUUGCACAAUUCCUGCGAGAUUACCAGGUUAAGGGCGUGGCCUUCUUGCAUGAACAUUUCGUGUAUCAGAGAGGCGGAAUUCUUGGAGAUGAUAUGGGCUUGGGAAAGACCGUACAAGUGAUAUCAUUCUUGACUGCGGCAUAUGGCAAGACAGGCGAUGAGCGAGACAAGAAAAGAAUGAGAAAGAUGAGGCGGGCCAAUCAAAAAUACCCGAGGACAUUGAUCAUUUGUCCAGGGACCUUGAUGGAGAACUGGAAAGACGAGUUUCGGCGCUGGGGCUGGUGGCAUGUCGAUACCUACCACGGCGGUUCUACUCGUCGCAACGAAGUCUUCGCGGUGGCUCAAGCAGGCAUGCUGGAGGUUAUGAUUACAACUUAUCAUACGUAUCGCACUCACAAAGAGGAGAUCAACAUGAUCGAGUGGGAUUGCGUGGUUGCAGAUGAAUGUCAUCAGAUCAAAGAGCGCCGUUCAGAGAUAACCCAGGCCAUGGCCAACAUCAAUGCUUUGUGCCGGAUUGGCUUAACUGGUACAGCCAUUCAGAACAAAUACGAGGAGCUUUGGGUGCUGCUUAAUUGGACGAAUCCUGGCAAACUUGGUCCGAUAACGACCUGGAAGAAUACGGUUUGUGUGCCACUGAAACUGGGUCAGAGCCACAAUGCCUCGAAUUAUGAGCUUGCUCGAGCAAGAAAGACCGCGAAGAUGCUUGCUAAUAACCUCCUACCUCAAUUCUUCUUACGGCGUACGAAAGCUAUCAUCAAAGAUCAGCUUCCGAAGAAGACUGACCGGGUUGUAUUUUGUCCGCUCACUCCUACUCAAGCGCAAGCAUACCAGAACUUUCUGGAAAGCGACAUUGUGCAGUACAUCAGGGGCAGCAGCCAACUUUGUGACUGUGGGAGCGGUAAGAAAACUGGUUGGUGCUGUCGUAUGCUGCUGGAAGACGGAACUCCAUGGCAAAAUUGGGUGUUUCCUGCAAUUGCCAACCUGCAAAAAAUUUCGAACCAUCUGGCCAUUCUCAUUCCUCAGGGUAGCGACACGAAAGAAAAGCAGGCCAAAGAUCUUGAGACGCUGGAAAUUGCAAUGCCUGACCAGUGGCAGGACCUCUAUCGCACUCGGGACAGCAUUUUGCAUACUGGGAAUCCUGAGUACUGCGGCAAGUGGCGGGUGCUGAAGAAGUUGCUCAACUUCUGGCAUGAUCAAGGCGACAACAAGGUCCUCAUCUUCUCACACAGCGUGCGGCUACUGCGAAUGCUACAAAACUUAUUCAUCAGCACGAAUUUCAACGUCAAGUACCUUGAUGGUAGCAUGGCAUACGAGGACCGAUUUCAAGCCGUCAAAGACUUCAACACUGAUCCCACUCAGUUUGUAUUCCUCAUCAGCACGAAAGCAGGUGGUGUUGGGCUGAACAUAACUUCCGCGAACAAAGUUGUGGUUGUGGAUCCGAACUGGAAUCCAAGCUACGACCUUCAAGCGCAAGAUCGAGCUUACAGAAUCGGACAGACCAGAGAUGUUGAGGUGUUUCGCUUGGUCAGCCAAGGAACAUUAGAAGAGAUUGUAUAUGCUCGACAAAUCUACAAGCAACAGCAAGCCAACAUUGGCUACAAUGCAACAUCGGAGCGUCGCUAUUUCCAAGGUGUUCAAGACCGCAAAGACCAGAAAGGCGAAAUAUUCGGAUUGCAGAACCUUUUUGCCUAUCAAAACGAAAAUCAAGUGUUGCGAGAUAUUGUGAACAAGACAAAUGUCGCCGAAUCCAAGGCAGGCGUUCGUGUGGCGAAUUUGGAGCUUGACGAGCCGGACUCGGAGUCCGAUGAAGAGGUCAAAGACGAAGACCGUUCUAUCAAGACUGAAGAGAAAGAACACGCUGCGAUGUCUCAAUUAGCGGCAGAAAUUAUUGGUGAAGAAAAGACUCGUCGUGGCAAGACACCAUUUCGAGCAGAUGACGCACCAAGAAAGACCGAUCCAAUUCAAGCCAUUCUUUCGUCGGUGGGUGUUUCCUAUACUCACGAGAAUAGUGAGGUGAUCGGAACGUCGAAGGUCGAAGCAUACUUGUCAAAACGAGCUGAAGAAGGGGCGGACUGGGGAACUGCAGAGCAACAGACAAAGGUGUUUCGAGAUGAAUCUCAGUCCCAAGCUCAGGAGUACAUUUACACGAGUGCCGGAAUCGUUACACCAGAUGGCGAGAUACGCUACAAGUACAAACCUCCAACGCCUGUGAUGGAGCGCCAAUUUUGCAGCAUGGCACGCUGGGCAGGAUAUGACGAUGUUGUUUCCUUUGCGCUAACCGUUGAGAGUUGGACACAGGCUGAGAGAAGAGAGUGCUUGGAUCGGUUUUACCACGCCAGACGUGAUCUUCUUUCGGGGAUCGUCAAAAGCGAAGACUUCUACCAGAAUGAGGUCAAGGAGGAGAAUGUGAAAGCUGAGCUGAAGCAAGAGGUCAAGACGGAGUACACCGUGAAGCCGGAAGUCAAGAAUGAGGCCAAGGCUCAGUGGGAGACGAUCAGCGAGGAUGAAGAUGAUGAGCUUUGA